This is a messenger RNA of Vicia faba (fava bean), 498 nucleotides long. Lineage: Eukaryota; Viridiplantae; Streptophyta; Magnoliopsida; Fabales; Fabaceae. The record is from the annotation of a GenBank genome assembly.
AUGACAACACUGAAGAAACCGAGUGUUACUGUGGAUAAUACGUUGAGCCCGGCUCAUACCUUGCUUCAGAUACAGUGUGUUGAUCAGAAGGGCUUGUGUUACGACAUUAUGAGGAUUUCAAAGGAUUCUGAUAUUAAGGUUGCUUAUGGUAGAUUCACUUCAAGUGUGAAAGGCUUUCAAAAUAUUGACUUGUUCGUUCAACAAAAAGAAGACGGACAAAAAAUCAUAGAUCCCGAACGUCAGAAAACUCUGUGCUCUACCUUAAAAGAAGAGAUGCUUCAUCCUUUGCGGGUAAUUAUAGUGAACCGUGGUCCAGAUAGAGAACUACUGGUUGCCAAUCCCGUAGAAUUGUCCGGAGAGGGAAGACCUCGUGUUUUCUACGACGUCACGUUGGCCUUAAAAGCGUUGGGAGUAUUCAUUUUCUCGGCUGAAGUUGUUAGACAUUCGACACAAGAACGCCAGUGGGAAGUCUACAGAAGAACAUUGAUGGGUUGGUAA